Molecule: messenger RNA, 1938 nt
Organism: Triticum dicoccoides
Lineage: Eukaryota; Viridiplantae; Streptophyta; Magnoliopsida; Poales; Poaceae
Product: fluoride export protein 1-like
Exons: 7
Coding region: 212-1672 (486 amino acids)
Biological process (GO): fluoride transmembrane transport
Cellular component (GO): plasma membrane
Molecular function (GO): fluoride transmembrane transporter activity
Source: RefSeq, a predicted model, not a curated record
CCCAUUCCCGUCCGUCCACAGGCUCUGUUCUCCAGUGAUUCCGUUUUCCACCUAUAAAAAUGAGGAGUAUGCACGGAGACGACCUCCUCGACUCACCGCCGGCCACGCGCGCUCACCCCCUCCGUACGAGCCACCCGCCGUCCUCCGCCGUCAGCUUCAACCCCAACAGUGCUCUUACAUCUCUUGUAGCUAGCUGGAAAAGCGAGCUUGCAUGAUGGAGGACUCUUCAACUAGGAGCCAUGUUUUUGAGGGGAAUCGGCUGGGCUAUGUAAGAAGUGAAUCCAUGGAUUCCGCUGGCCAUCCUUCGGCUGCUAGGUCAGGCUCACUGCUAAGUAGGAGAAGUAGCAGGCCCAGUUCAAGGGGAUCCAUCAGCCUCUCUCGCGAGAUGGGCGACUCGAUCCUGAACUCAAUGAGGCAUUCCCUUCAGUCAGCAGACCAGUUGCUUGGUGAUGCUGAUAGCUCGGCUUUGGCUCAGGUCAUUGACAGUGGUGACCGAGUGCUAGCCUUGGAAGAUGAGGCCGAUGAAGAUAUGGCAAAUACAUUGGAUCAACAUCCUGUCCGAGAUAAUCGAAUCCAUGGCUACAGCUCACAUGGCACAGGUCUGCCAGCACCUGAGUCUUCUCUGGAGCCAAAGGGCGAGAGCUCAUCAGGCAAGGUUGAACAAUAUAUGCUUUCUCGGAGGCUAGAUUAUGCUUCUUACCUGAUCCAUUUAGCCGCCUUUGGAUCAUUCGGGGUAUUUACAAGGUACGGGCUCCAAAAGCUGUUCGGCCCAGGCUGCCUGGCACUCACCUCCAACCAAAGCCCGUUGUACCUUGAUCUUCCAUCAAACAUGCUAGGAUCCUUCCUGAUGGCCUGGUUUGGGAUAAUCUUUAAGACUGACAUUCGGCACAUAUCUGAACAUCUCAUUGUUGGAAUCACAACCGGAUACAUGGGAAGCCUUACCACCUUCAGUGGGUGGAAUCAAGCGAUGGUUAGCAUGUCUUCCAAAGACCAUUGGGCAUAUGCCAUAGCUGGCAUAGUAUUAGGAAUGUUCAUCGUCAAUGAGUCCAUCAGGGUGGGCGCCGAAACAGGUGAGCGCCUACGAAGCUGGAUCCUGAAAUGCAUCAAGGAAAAUAGUUCAAUAGGAAGCAACUGUAACUGGGAGCACCUGAAAGUCAACACUAGGACUAAACAUUUUGUGCUUAUAGCAGUUAUGAUGAUUUUGCUUUCUUUUGUGUGGGUUCUGAGUAUCGUGUUGGCCAUAAUAAAGGUGCGCAAUCUUGAUGAUGGCGCUGUACUAUGGUUGGGGUGCUCGGUUGCGCCUCCAGGCGUUUGGUUACGCUGGUACUUGGCAAGGCUCAAUGGCCAGGGAAUCGGCAAACAGAGAUCCCUCAAAUGGCUGCCCAUUGGGACACUUGUAGCCAAUGUUCUUGCUGCGGGUAUCAUGGCAUCACUGGCUGUGACCGCCAAAGCGGUGAAUACAAAGCGUUCGACAACUGUUCUUAAUGGCAUACAGUUUGGUUUCCUUGGCUGCUUGAGCACAGUGUCUACUUUUGCUGCUGAAAUCUAUGCUAUGCGAAGCAGCGGACAGAUUGGUAGGGCCUUUGUCUAUGCUGCAGCGACCUUCGUGCUCUCUUUCGUGCUGGGAACUCUGGUAUACUCUGUGCCAGUAUGGGUCAAUCAUUACCAAUAGCUUCAUGAAGUAUUACAGACUUGAAGGCUUUGGCAUCAUUUUGCUGGUUGCAACAUCCAAGCAGAUAGCGCAAUUCUCAACAUACAUAGUUAGGCUUUUCUAGGGAAUUUUGUCUGCUUCUUUAAGAUAUUUGAUGUACCAUGUACGUUGUUGAACAUGAUGGCAUUUUGCAGCAGAAACAUGUUUGUACACAACAUCUGCCAUUGUAAUCCUGUGAACAACAACAUCCAUAUUUAUGGAGUAUGUAUAUGAAAUGUUACAGUUUA